Phacochoerus africanus (Common warthog) is the source of this 710-nucleotide messenger RNA. RefSeq names its product translocase of inner mitochondrial membrane 10 (gene TIMM10). Gene Ontology annotation, biological process: protein insertion into mitochondrial inner membrane. The coding region runs from base 173 to 445 and encodes 90 amino acids. The record is from RefSeq and is a predicted model, not a curated record. Lineage: Eukaryota; Metazoa; Chordata; Mammalia; Artiodactyla; Suidae. The transcript has 3 exons. Gene Ontology annotation, cellular component: mitochondrial inner membrane.
AGGCGGGACUUCCUCCCCGGAAGUGACCCACGUGCUUCCGCCUGACCCUACCUGGGCACCCGGUGAAUUUCCAGUGUUUACCCGAAGUUGGGGACACCAGGGGCACUGUGACAGACCCCCGGCCGUGGUCUAGGAGGCCAGAAGGAGAUCCCCUCGACCGUUCGGGGCUGAAAUGGACCCACUCAGGGCCCAGCAGCUGGCAGCAGAGCUGGAGGUAGAGAUGAUGGCUGAUAUGUACAACAGAAUGACCAGUGCCUGCCACCGGAAGUGCGUGCCUCCCCACUACAAGGAAGCAGAACUGUCCAAGGGCGAGUCUGUGUGCUUGGACCGGUGCGUCUCCAAAUACCUGGAUAUCCAUGAGCGGAUGGGCAAAAAGCUCACAGAGUUAUCUAUGCAGGACGAAGAGCUGAUGAAGAGGGUGCAGCAGAGCUCUGGGCCUGCGUGAGGCCCCAGACAGUACACCCCAAGGUGCACCCUGUCCCCUCCCACUUGUCUAAUAAACAUGCCCCUGUUGGGUGUCAUCUGGGAAGAUGGCCGGGCCUACGCUCUUUCUGGAGAGUCUCCAGGUGCCUGGAGUAUGAUAGAGCUCUGUCCUGGUCAAAGAAGGGGUAUUUGUCACACUGGAAUGUGACCGUAUACGUGUGUGUGUGUGUAUAUACAUAUAUAUGUUAUGUAUUAAAACAAGUUUGUUGACUCCUACAGUGUACAAA